AUGAAUGUGAAGGUCUUGUGUCUUCUUUUCCUCUUACCAAUCUGCAUUCAUGCAGAAUGUACAUGCGAAGAUUCAGGCAACCUAAACAAGUCCAACAAGACCCAAGCUCUCAAAUUUAAACUGAUCGCCAUCGCUUCAAUUCUUGUCGCGGGUGCGCUUGGUGUUUGUAUACCUUUGUUUGGGAAGAUGUUUAAAUCAUUCAGCACAGAGAGUGACUUCUUCUUGUUGGUAAAAUUCUUUGCGGCUGGUGUUAUUUUAGCCACGGGUUUUGUUCAUGUGUUUCCGGACGCUAAUGAAAGCUUGGAAAACCCUUGUCUUAGCGACACGGCUUGGGGUGAUUUUCCAUUGGCGAAUUUUGUGGCUAUGUUGGCCGCGGUGACCGUAAUGAUGGUGGAAACCAUGGUUACGAGCUAUUAUAAUAACAGGAAGGUGGAGGCUGUCGAUGGUGAUGAAGAGAAACCGGAGGAUCAAAUGCAUGUUCAUACACAUACCGAAAAUGGUCAUGCACAUGGCUCGUUGGAAGUUCGCAAUAACAAAAUUAUUUCGGUGGUAUUGGAAAUUGGGAUUAUAACACAUUCAGUAAUAAUUGGAAUAUCGUUAGGAGUUUCGGUCCAUCCGGAAACAAUCAAACCCCUUAUUGUGGCUUUGAGUUUUCACCAAAUGUUUGAAGGCAUGGGCCUUGGAAGUUGCAUCACCGAGGCCAAAUUUAAGGGUUGGAAAGUGGCAACGAUGUCGAUAUUAUUUUCCCUUACAACACCGAUAGGGAUCGCGAUUGGGAUUGGAAUCUCAAACACAUAUGACGAGAAUAGCCACCUCGCUCUUAUACUCCAAGGGAUAUUCAACGCCUUGUCAGCGGGGAUACUUAUUUAUAUGGCACUUGUGGACCUCCUUGCUAUGGAUUUCAUGAAAUCAAAAGUUCAAAAGAGCUUUAAGCUUCAAUUUAGAGCAUUUAUUUUGAUUCUUUUGGGGUUAGGUUCCAUGUCUCUUUUGGCCAAAUGGGCUUGAGACUUUAGAACAUUGUAUUUUUAAGUACUUUUUAUAUGAGGU
Messenger RNA from Helianthus annuus (common sunflower), 1047 nucleotides. Its product is annotated as zinc transporter 1. Gene Ontology annotation, cellular component: plasma membrane. Gene Ontology annotation, biological process: zinc ion transmembrane transport. Gene Ontology annotation, molecular function: zinc ion transmembrane transporter activity. The record is from RefSeq and is a predicted model, not a curated record. Bases 1 to 1005 code for a protein of 334 amino acids. The transcript is spliced from 3 exons. NCBI's taxonomy places the organism in Eukaryota, Viridiplantae, Streptophyta, Magnoliopsida, Asterales, Asteraceae.